Molecule: messenger RNA, 5106 nt
Organism: Platichthys flesus (European flounder)
Lineage: Eukaryota; Metazoa; Chordata; Actinopteri; Pleuronectiformes; Pleuronectidae
Product: protein SOGA3-like
Exons: 7
Coding region: 475-4119 (1214 amino acids)
Biological process (GO): regulation of autophagy
Source: RefSeq, a predicted model, not a curated record
UCCAGCAGCUCGGGACUGUCGCCUGCCCGCCACGACGACUCCUCCGCCGCGCAGGGGAGGGAGAGGAGGCACAGCGCGUCCCGAGUCCUCUGCCUGAACAUGUGAGAGGAAAAACAACAGCAGCAGAAGCGAGGAGGAGGACACCGUCCGUGGAGGGACUCGGGCACUAAAAGGGACAGCUUGACCCAGUCUCCGUGAGGAUAUGGAGGGGACCAAAGCGCCCGGACCCGCCGCCUGUGUGAGCCCUGCGGGGACUGGGGUCCUGAGCGCUGCCGUGCGGGGACAGGGGACUCAGCCGGGUUUGGAGAACGCGCGCUCUGACGAUCCUGUGCCACCGGUCACCGACUUCAUAUCAGUUUGACUCUCGUAUGAACGAAUGCAGACAUGGAUACUUGCAAAAUAGACUGCUCACCAGCUUGUGAUUGUUUAAGCAAUUAAGUGUUUUUUAAUGAUUUAUUUUGAUGCGCUCUGGAGAUGUGGAGUGCGAUCAUGAACGGCUCGGGGCUGCAUGGUGGGGGCGGUGCUGGCGGCGCUGGCGGUGCCGGCGGCGGGGGAUAUGUCCCCUCUCAGGGAUGGGAGUUUGUGCCGUGCACCAGGAUGGAUAGGGUCGACCGAGGCAGGAGCAAGGCCCGCACUUCGCUGAGGAGGGUCUCCUCUCCGCCCACCGUCUUCAGUCAGCUCUACGAUACCCAGUUCGGAGCUUCCCCGGGAGGAGGAGGAGGAGGAGGAGGAGAGGGCGAAGCGGGCAAGCAGCUGGAGAUCCUCAGGGGACAAAUGUGGCCCGGUCCCGAACCAGCAGUCCCGCAGCAGCAGCCGCAGCAAACUCAACACACGCGGCUGAAAAAGAAGUUUGACGAUUUGAAAAAGAGACAUGUGCAGGACAAGGAGGAGUGGAUGCGUGAGAAGGAGUCAUUGUUGAGAGAAGUGGCUGACAUACAAGGAGGGGAGAACAGGAGGAUUCUGCUGGACCUGAAGACAGUUUUGGAGGAAGUGCAAGCGGAGGUGAAGAAAGAGGAGGAGAAGAGGAGCGAGCUCCAGCUGCAGUACACCAGAGACAGAUGUGCCUGGGAGCUGGAGAAGGCUGAGCUCAAAAUCAGCAUUGUACAGUUGGAAGCUAGAGAAGGUACCGGGUCGGUGAGGGGAGUGGUCCAGUCAGCAGCAGGUCCUGGACCUGCGGCCUCACGGACCAAUCAAGGACAGCACGGAGAGACCCCAACUCUCCGCCGUGACAGGGAAGAGCAACGGAGGCUCCUGGCAGACACACACUCGACGGCCAUGGACCUGCGCUGUCGUCUGGAGCACAAUGAGAGGGACUGGUCGCGGGAGAAAACCGAGCUGCUGGAGAGGUUCGACGUGGAGAGGAGGGAGUGGGAGAGCCAGUUGAAAGAUAUGCAGAGGAAAAUAGAAGAGCUGUACUGUGAAGUGAGAACCAAGCGAGAGGGCACCAGGCUUGACGGCGGGAGGCAGGACGAGGAUGAUGUCAUGCAUGGGCUCAGCCUGCGUUCCACCAGCACAGGUUCCAGUCUGCUCAGUGACAACUCCAACUCAGAGCCGCUCAGCAGUAGCAGUCAAUCAGAGCCUCACAGACAGGCAUCAUUACCCGGCUUUGGUCACAGCAGAAACACCGGAGGUGGCGGUUCUGGAGGCAGAGAGAGUCACCAACCCACCUGCUUCCAGGCGGACAGCCUCUGUCAGUUUAAUGUUGGUCGCUUUACUCAGAACGAGCCUUCACAACCCGCGCUGGUGGAAGAGUUUAGAACAAGAAGCACUUGGCAGCAAGACUCAGUUGAUGACAGCACAGAAGAAGCCCAUACAAUGGAGCUGGCUGCUAUAUUCCAUGGAACUCCUGGGUGUGGAACGCCUCAGAGAAAUCCUACUAACGGGAAUGAAAACGAUGUCCGUGUUGCUUCACAAGAAAGUUUGCUCUGGGCGGAGCUGAGUAAUGGUAGUGAAAAGAAGAAGAACACGACUGCUCUCAAUGCUGCUCUGAAGGAGAUCGCCCGUGUGAGCGAGGAGCUUUGCAGCUACCAGGACGAGAUCAGAAAGAAGAGCGGAGAUAAGAGGAAUCGAUCUGAAUCCCUGUUUGUAACUGAGGAGAGUGACAUGCUGUUUGGUCACGAUACGAACCGGCAGGAGGUGGAUGAACCUCUCUGCGACCUCAGCCAGAUCUACGAUGACUUCCGGGCCUUAGAAAGAGAAAAGUGGAUCACCUUGUCGCCGGAGAACACCUGGCGGGCCGACAGUGCUCCGAGUGACUGCUGGAGGACAAGCGCUGCUGAUCAAGACAGCUACAGAGACACACAGGAGAACCCUGAAGCAACCUCUGAGAUAGAUACAGCAGCUCCACCCAUCCCUCCUCGCUCCUCCUCCUGGAAUCUGAGCAGCCCAGCCCAUCCAGACACAGAACUCCACAUCCCAGAAUCCCCCUCCACCACAGUGAAGAAGUGCCACAGCCCCUGUGUUCUUGUGGACAAAAAGUGCAGCAGCCCGUCCAUCGUCAGGAAGUUUGGGGCUAUGCUACAAGAAAAUGAGGGGAAAGUUUUGAUAGAUGGUGCGGUAACCUCGUGUGCUGUGCCUGAAAACUCUAGCUGCAAUAUGGGCUGCUGCCACAGCCGCUGGUCCUGCGAUGCAAGCAAGUUCAGUAACAGUAAGUUGUCUGCGUAUGGGACAGUGCAGAAGAGCUUCUCUGAGGUGAACAUACUGAGUGCUGCGAAACACUCAGAUUACACCCCCGCUGUUGGUUACUUAAAAAACCCCGAUGUGCAAAUGCCUCCGAUCGUCAAAGAAUUACCUGUGGACUUGUUGAUGUAUUCCCUGGAAACAACACCUGCCAGCCCCAACCUCCAGGGCUCCAAAAGAAACAUCAUGCUGGAACAAAAAACUGCCGAGUUCAACAGAACUUUGUUUCAAGCUGAGAUGGGCCGUGGUGUGAAGGAACAAGACGGUUUUAUUGCAACAGAUGCCUCCUCCCGGGGUUGCCAAGCAGUGUCAACAGCAUCAGAUGAGGUUUUACCUUCCAUGCAGACUGGAUUUCAGCCACAUUACACAGAUUUCACACCUGGCCAUACAGCUGUCCAUCCUGAAGUCACAUUAUCUGUCUCCUCCACAAGUUCCUCAAUUCAGAACCUUGACUUCCAGUCAUGGCAGAUGAGAUAUGGUCUAGAAGGUCAAGAGGUCAGAAUGAAGCAAGGAACACCCUCUGAUCUUUCACAUGAUCAGCCUCAGGUUGGACUCAGGCAUGCCACCACAAUAACCGCUCACAGUCCUGUACACCACCCUGAGGUCAAGCACAGAGUCCAAACAGCGAGCAGUCCUUCCAGGAAAACACAACAAAGAGCAGCCACAGAGGCUCCUUUCUCUGAGACAGGCCAGAAUGUGGAGGCUUCCAGCUCUAAGAAUGGAGCAAAGCCUCAGCCAGCCAGAGUGGGCGUGUCCCUCCAGCAGACGCCUGUGGAGAACAAACAAAGACAGUUGACACAGCCCGGGCAGCAGGAACAGCCAAGGCAUGCGUCUGUACCUCCUUCCCAGUCCGACUCAUCCAGACAAGGGCCUCGAAUGAUGAAUGACCAUCCCUGGAAGCCCCUCACUCUGGCAGCGUAUCCACGGCCAGAGGGUUCCAGGUCCAACUACGGGGCAGUGGAAAGGAUUCUGAAGAAUUACGAGAGUGCAGCUCGGGCCAAACAAAGCCAGAGCCAGCAGAACGAGAUGGCUUCUUCUCCUAACCUCAGUGAUGGGCAGGAGGAGAAUGUCACUGAACUAGACUUGCUGGACAUGGACCCUCUGGCCUUCCCCCCUACUCUGAGACACACACUGACUUCACACAGCUCACAGACACACACUACACAUUCUCAGCUCAGCUGCCACACUGCCAUGGGUGUGAAAGAGAUACAGCUUAUAGUGCAGAACGAUGAAGGGUCGUCCGUGUCCUCUUCCUCCGUCCAGAAGAACUUCUCGCGGCCCGCCCGCCCUGCCAACCGACGCCUCCCCUCCCGGUGGGCCAGCCGCUCCCCCACUUCUUCCUCCUCCACCUCUCCGUCUCCGCCGUCCUGGCCCCAUCAGAAACACACUUCCUCCUUCUCGUACUCACACGCCUUUCACAUAGAGACUGUCAUCAUUUGAUCUCCGCCUCACUGUGUGAACACGCCAGACGCCUUCAGAGACAACCGCUGAGCUUUCUCUCUCCAUCAUCACUGCUGUACAUACCAAAAACAGAAAACUGCUUCUCCGCGCCUAAAGACUGGACGCCGUAGUAACAGACCAAGGACGCCAAGUCAAGGAUCUGAAGCAGCUUGAGGUCAUCAACAGUAUUAACCUGCCAGACAUUAAGCAAAUCCCCAGAGGAUGAUCUAAACAUCACUUUCCUAUGGAACAGUCUCGUCCGAUGCAUCAUUUAUUCUCUCAUGUCAACCGUGUGAAAGGACGUCCUAUGCUCAGGUCUGGAUUAUAGCCUUGAUCAGUGUAGCCUAGCAACAGCCUUGCUUUACCAGCAACAGACCCGUCAGUACUCCUCCUGCUCUGCGUGUAGUAUUUACGCCUUUAAAAGUGAUGCUAGCUCACAUUCAAAUGAUCUUUCAGCCAAAUGAAAUCCAGAGUAAAUAUGUACUGUGUUUUGUAUUUCGUGUCCAACAUGUGUUGUGUGCAUUCUGCACAGCAUUUGUUACACACACAAUAUGCAGCCGUCAUAUUGGAUUCAGAGAUGAAGUCAGUGGAGAAAACGUCCCCCGGCUUCACUGAAUAAAGCUGUGUCGGUUUUCUUCCUUCUCGAAUAUUACCCACAUGACUGGACUGUACCUUACCUGUGACUCAAACUUAUUUCCUUUACGAUCAUGACUCGCUUUACAUUUUUCACGAUUAGGCAAAAAACAUUUACUUGAUAUCAACAGAUAGAUUUGAGUUCCUUUUUUAUAACUUUGUACCAAAGGCUGGUUUCUUGAUAUAUACAUUUUCCUGAUUUGAAAAUGUUAGUGCAUUUUUAUUUGUGGUGGCAUUAUGAUGGUUGUCAAGCCAAUGCUGAUGAUUUCCAAUCUAAAUGUAUGUUACACUCCAUUCAUGAGAGCCUGCUUUUGUGUAUAAGUAAUGAUGCAUAUAAAAAGGUACUGAAGAGCC